Molecule: messenger RNA, 2747 nt
Organism: Sphaeramia orbicularis (orbiculate cardinalfish)
Lineage: Eukaryota; Metazoa; Chordata; Actinopteri; Kurtiformes; Apogonidae
Gene: ficd
Product: FIC domain protein adenylyltransferase
Exons: 2
Coding region: 329-1681 (450 amino acids)
Molecular function (GO): protein binding
Source: RefSeq, a predicted model, not a curated record
AGGAAGUGGAUGAUGUGUAUGUUUUGUUGUUCUAUCUGUACACAGCUUUACUGCGGUAAUACGUUCUUUCUGUACAGGAAUGUGAGAACAGGUCUGCCGCUUUUUAUGUGGUAAUAUUCCCUGUAGUAAAGGGUUUACUCUGGAAAGCCCUGUGAGUGUUUUACACUACUUGUUAGUAAGCUUUCAGGUCGGAAGUUGGUUAACGGAGCGGCAAUUUUGGGCUUCCAGCUGUCAUGUUGACAGGCGGCUGUCGACUCUCCUCCCUGGGGUGAGGCGUUACAUGGAGCGCCUUAUGACCGGAGGAUGGAGGAUUUAACAUCUGACUAUCAUGGCUGCUGUGACGGUGUGGCGUUACACCAGCGUCCGUGUCCUCGGAGGAUGGGGGCCGUUGCUGUGUGUCCUGCUCGGCUCUCUGGUGGCCCUGCUGAUGCCCCUGGUGGGGGUGGAAGACGAAUGCUGCGCUGCACUGAAGGGCAUUGCUCAAAUACGCUGCCAGCUGUGGGGAAGCUCCCAUCAAACUCCAGCUGUUCAGUCCACCAGCCUCACUGUCCCCUUCACCGCUCUUGAUGUCCUGCCACAGAGAGCCAAACCGAAUAAAGAGAUGGUGAUUGAAGCCAAAGCAGCACUGCAGCAGGCUCUGGAGAUGAAGAAAUUGGGGAAAAGGGAGAAAGCCCAUAAGCUGCUGGUGCAUGCACUCAGUAUGAAUCCAGACUUUGUGGAUGCCCUGACUGAGCUGGGGACUAUUUUGGAAGAGGAGAAGGAUGUGAUCCAGGCAGACCACCUCUACACCAAAGCCUUGGCUAUUUCACCAUGCAAUGAGCGGGCACUGAUCAGCCGUGACCGAACUCUUCCCUUGGUGGAGGAGAUUGACCAGCGUCACUUUGGCAUCAUUGAUAGUAAAGUGCGCAGGCUGAUGUCCAUUCCUAAAGGUAACUCAGCUCUAAGACGAGUGAUGGAAGAAACCUACUACCACCACAUCUACCACACAGUGGCCAUUGAAGGAAGUACACUCACUCUAUCUGAGAUCAGACACAUCAUUGAGACACGCUAUGCCGUCCCUGGGAAGAGUCUCCAGGAGCAGAAUGAAGCCAUUGGUGUGGAUGCGGCAAUGAAGUACAUAAACACCACUCUGUUGUCUAGAACAGGAGCUAUUACUGUCAGCGACAUCCUGGAGAUCCACCGCCGUGUGCUUGGCUAUGUGGACCCUGUAGAGGGAGGGAGGCUGCGCACCAACCAAGUCUUUGUGGGCCACCAUAUCCCACCCCACCCACAGGACCUGGAGAAACAUAUGCAGGAGCUAGUUCAGUGGCUCAACUCUGAGGAGGCCCUGCAGCUGCACCCUGUGGAGUAUGCAGCCCUCGCCCACUACAAACUAGUGUAUGUACACCCAUUUGUAGAUGGCAAUGGACGCACAUCACGACUGCUGAUGAAUCUAGUGCUCAUGCAAGCCCGAUACCCACCUAUUACUAUUCGAAAAGAACAGAGAGCUGAAUAUUACACAGCUCUGGACACUGCAAAUGAAGGUGAUGUUCGGCCUUUCAUUCGAUUUAUAGCCAAAUGCACAGAGAUCACUUUGGACACACUGUUAAUUUCAACAACAGAGCAUGCUGUAGGGCUACCAGGAGCCAGCAAGCAUCCCGCCUGUCCAGAAUGCAAACAGACCAUCCCAGUCCGCAACUGACAUGGACUGAGAUGUAGAACGGAGCUUAACAUGAUAUUGUGCAGUAUUAGUUCUUGCACUGAUUACAUCAGUGUAAAAACUAAUGUAUAUUGGUUGACUCAUGUUGUCCCAUGGACAUAUCCUACUUUGUGGGUUUUUUACCUGGUUCCACUCUGCCAAAUAAUGAAUUAGUCUAAGCCUGAUUUUGCUGCAUGGGUUUGCUGACAUGUUUUUUCCUGAACAUUUUUAGUUGUUAUGGUACCAUAGGAGGCAUUUCAGUUGCUAUCUUAACUUUGACUACUGGUGAUGUGAAAUGUAAAAAAGCUUUCAUGUUGUUUAACCUGAGAUACUUCAGUGAUUUUCACUGACAUUGUGUAGUGUUAAUGGACAUUUCGUUGUCUUUGGGGUAAAGAUUUCUCACAACACAGUUGAGCACUUUGAUGUAUUUGAUUAUUUAUUUUAUUUUAAAAUAAAACUGUCUGAUUAACCUUCAAGAAUGAAAAACCUUGUCCGUGAUAUAAUAGGGUGAACGAUUAUAUAUGACUUUAAACAAGUUUUAGACCAGAAAAAAAGGGAUGAGAUGCUUCUUUUUUUUCAGGAUAAAAAGGAAUAAAACAAGCAGGAAAUAAAUACGCAAUUAAACAAACCAAAAAUACCCAUAUAGUAUUUACUUCUACACCAAACUGAAAACAGUGAUUAUAGAAAUGAUACAAAACAACAGCAAUACACACAAUCACAUACACACUUUUUUAGUAUUGGACAUAAAACUAAAGAUGACUUCUAGAGACCAACAUAUGUGUAUCUUCUAAGUUUAGGCCACUGUGGUGAUAGCAAUACAUAUAGCUUGUAUUCCAUGUUUUGAAAACUUAGAAAUUUGUUACAAACUAUGGUAACUUUUUUUUGAAAUUACAACACUGAAUAUUUUAUACACAAACAGAAUCUUCUUUAUCCAAACAGGCCAAGUGGACCAUGGUAAACAGAAACCACACCAUCUGAGUGAAUCUGAUAUAUGGGAGAGAAGAAAUGGAGAAAAACUGCAUAGAAUCUUUUGUACCGAAUGAGCUGCAAAUCUAAAUAGGUAUAGAUG